Messenger RNA from Archocentrus centrarchus (flier cichlid), 907 nucleotides. RefSeq names its product polyubiquitin-B. The coding region runs from base 154 to 843 and encodes 229 amino acids. The record is from RefSeq and is a predicted model, not a curated record. Gene Ontology annotation, molecular function: protein binding. NCBI's taxonomy places the organism in Eukaryota, Metazoa, Chordata, Actinopteri, Cichliformes, Cichlidae. The transcript has 2 exons.
CUUUCUAGAACUGGGAUCUAGUUUCAUUUGCGGAUGAAUAUCAGUCGAUGACGCGUCCACGGUAUAAAAGCUCCCGGUCCCCUUGGCAACUACAGUUGGAGGGUGGUGUUUCUGUUGUUAAGUCAGGAAAGCUACCAAAAUAAUUGAGCAAAGAUGCAGAUCUUCGUCAAGACCCUCACUGGCAAGACCAUCACCCUGGAGGUUGAGCCCAGCGACACCAUUGAGAAUGUGAAGGCCAAAAUCCAGGACAAAGAAGGGAUUCCUCCUGACCAGCAGAGGCUGAUCUUUGCUGGCAAGCAGCUGGAAGAUGGCCGCACCCUGUCUGACUACAACAUCCAGAAGGAGUCCACCCUCCACCUGGUCCUCCGUCUGAGGGGUGGCAUGCAGAUCUUCGUCAAGACCCUCACUGGCAAGACCAUCACCCUGGAGGUUGAGCCCAGCGACACCAUUGAGAAUGUGAAGGCUAAGAUCCAGGACAAGGAGGGCAUUCCCCCUGACCAGCAGAGGCUGAUCUUUGCUGGCAAGCAGCUGGAAGAUGGCCGCACCCUGUCUGACUACAACAUCCAGAAGGAGUCCACCCUCCACCUUGUCCUGCGUCUCAGGGGUGGCAUGCAGAUCUUCGUCAAGACCCUCACUGGCAAGACCAUCACCCUGGAGGUUGAGCCCAGCGACACCAUUGAGAAUGUGAAGGCUAAGAUCCAGGACAAGGAGGGCAUUCCCCCUGACCAGCAGAGGCUGAUCUUCGCUGGCAAGCAGCUGGAAGAUGGCCGCACCCUGUCUGACUACAACAUCCAGAAGGAGUCCACCCUCCACCUGGUCCUGCGUCUCAGAGGCGGUCAAUAAAUGAUUACAUGUUUUUAUUUACUUUGCAUCAGAACCUAACUGAAUAAAAGAUCAGAUUAAAUAA